Molecule: messenger RNA, 2000 nt
Organism: Purpureocillium takamizusanense
Lineage: Eukaryota; Fungi; Ascomycota; Sordariomycetes; Hypocreales; Ophiocordycipitaceae
Product: Non-specific serine/threonine protein kinase
Exons: 2
Coding region: 43-1728 (561 amino acids)
Biological process (GO): intracellular signal transduction; mitotic cell cycle
Cellular component (GO): nucleus; cytoplasm
Molecular function (GO): histone H3T3 kinase activity
Source: RefSeq, a predicted model, not a curated record
CGACCACCCAUCGACGCGACGCCUUGGACCAAACGAGACAGGAUGCCGCGCACGACGACGGCGCGCAAAUAUGGCAAGCCCUCGAAGCGGUCCAGGGCCGAGCGCAUGUUUGCCGAGCUGCCGCAGAGCCCCGUCCGCAAGCCGCCCGCCAGCGUCAGCGCCACCAGCCACGACCCCAUCAGAGACGUCACGGAGCUGUUCUCCGCCGUUCGCAUAGACGAGGAGCCCGUCGCAGCCUCGCCGAGGAGGUCUUCCAGGAAGAGCAUCAGACCAGCCUGUGUUGUGGUUGAGGACGACAGCCGCGAGUCCAGCACGGAUAUAAAGCGCAUCGAGCCGAGGAACGAGACCUUGGAUGACGGACCAGUGGAUGUGGCCUCUGAAGACUCUGUGAAACGCGACGAAAACAAAACUACCGAGAGCUCCCCUGCGCCCGACAAUUUUUCUGGCAAUGUUGAGGACACCUCCCUACGUAUACUGACCUGGGACGACGUCUGCCCACCAGGCGAUCGCGUCGUCAAGAUUGCGGAGGCCUCCUACGCCGAGGUCUAUCGCGUCACCAACGAGCGCGGCACCAGCAUCAUCAAGGUCAUUCGGCUGGACUCGCCCAUCAAGGCGCAGACUAAACAGCAGAUCAAGGCCGGUCUCGUCGAUGAGGACCCUCGCUGCGAAGACGACGUCAACGGAGAGCUACAGAUCUCAGAGUGGCUGGCUGACAUCCCUGGAUUCGUCGUGUAUAAGGAAAAGUACGUCGUUCAAGGCAAGGCGACAAAGCAGUUGCUUGAGACGCACCAGAUCUUCCAGAGACGAAUGAAGCGGCAGGACCCCGGGCGAGCGCAGUUUUAUCCGUCGCCGAGCCGCUACCUCGACGAAACCAAGUUCCUGGUGGUGGAGCUAGGCGACGCCGGCACGGCGCUGGAGGAUUGGGAGUUGGCCGACGAGAGGGAGCUCUGGGACAUUUUCUUUCUCGAAGCCAUUGCGCUGGCCAGGGCCGAGGAGACGGCCAUGUUCGAGCAUCGAGACCUGCACGAGGGCAACCUGUGCGUCAAGCGAGUCAGACCCGCGCGAGAGCGGACCGCCUCGUCGACGGGCUUCUUUGGCUUCUCGGGGCUGGACAUUACGAUUCUGGAUUACGGCCUAUCGCGCGCAGAGGACCUGUCGGUCGACUACGCCAAGCCCGUAGCUUUUGAUCUCGAGAGGGAGCUCGGCCUCUUCACCAGCACGCACGCGUCGCAGUGCACCGUCUACCGGCGGAUGCGGUCCUUCCUCCUGCGCGGGGACCGCAAGUGCAUCCCCGCCGAGGGGCACAGGACACCGUACGCCUGGGGCAUUGACGGCCCGCUGUCGUGGGAGGUGUACGCGCCCUACACCAACGUCUUGUGGCUGGCGUACCUGUACGAGCAUCUGCUGGACAGCUUCGGAGGCAGCAGCAACAAGAACAAGAAGAAAGACACGAUCCCGACCGAGUUCCAGGAGGAGACGACGGAGCUGUGGAAGCAUCUGAACCCCGAGGCGGACGAGAGCGUGCCGUGCUUCGGAUCGGCGGCCGACAUUGUGUGCUUCGCCGUGGAGUCGGGCUGGAUCAGCGCCGAGCAGCUGCACGGGGCCUCGGCGUCGAUGCUCGACCGCGAGGACAGCAUCAUCGUUUCGAGAGAGGACGGCGACGGCGACGGCGACGCAUCGCUGCGGCGGUCUCCCCGAAGGAGAAAGGGGGGGCCGUGGGCUGCAUGAGGAUGAUGAUGAGGAUGAGCAGCGGAGCCGCGCAUCCCUUUACAUGUGCGUGGGCUCGAAAAGAUGUGCUAUGACAUGGACUGGGCGUUGGGAAGCGGGCGCAUUGCAGGAACAUUUGGACUAGACGCAUUUGGUCGCUGGGGAAGGAGGCGUUUAUCAUGAUACCAGGGACAUACAUAUGCACGUAGAUCAGAUUCAGCCAGGAACAUACCGGCGCUAUACAUGUACAGUCGAGCAGACCAUUGGCAUUGCCGGAAAAAAAAGAACAUGCC